GAAGCACACUCGCCAUCCCGCACGCACUCACGCAACAGCAUACGAGGAAAUUUUCAUACUUGUUAGCUGUGAAAAGUAUUUAGCAGAAAUAGUUUUGGGAAAUUAAACAUUUCGAGGCUAUUUCGGCGCUACCAACGAUCGUUCGCGGUAACCUCGACACCCAACAGCAGCACUAGUGCACCAGAUCCACACUUUCGCACGCAAACAUGGGCGACGUGAUGAAUAUCGACAGCAUAAUAUCGCGACUUCUCGAAGUGCGUGGGGCACGGCCAGGUAAAAACGUACAGCUCUCCGAGGGCGAGAUCCGGGGACUCUGCUUGAAGUCGCGCGAGAUCUUCCUGUCGCAGCCCAUUCUGCUCGAGCUGGAGGCACCGCUGAAGAUUUGCGGCGACAUCCAUGGACAGUACUACGAUCUGUUGCGUCUGUUCGAGUACGGCGGCUUUCCGCCGGAAUCGAAUUACCUGUUUCUCGGCGACUACGUCGAUCGCGGCAAGCAGUCGCUGGAAACGAUCUGCCUGCUGCUCGCCUACAAGAUCAAAUACUCGGAGAAUUUCUUCCUGCUGCGCGGCAACCACGAAUGCGCCAGCAUCAAUCGCAUAUACGGAUUCUACGACGAAUGCAAGCGUCGCUACAGCAUCAAGUUGUGGAAGACAUUCACUGACUGCUUCAACUGCCUGCCGGUGGCAGCCAUUGUCGAUGAGAAGAUCUUCUGCUGCCACGGCGGCCUCAGUCCCGAUUUGACCUCGAUGGAGCAGAUCCGUCGCAUUAUGCGGCCCACCGAUGUGCCCGACCAGGGACUGCUGUGCGAUCUCCUGUGGUCCGAUCCCGAUAAGGACACCAUGGGCUGGGGCGAAAACGACCGCGGCGUUAGCUUCACCUUCGGUGCCGAGGUGGUGGCCAAGUUUUUGCAGAAGCACGAGUUCGAUCUCAUCUGCCGAGCCCAUCAGGUCGUUGAGGAUGGGUACGAGUUCUUUGCCAAACGCAUGCUGGUCACCCUGUUCUCGGCGCCCAACUACUGCGGCGAGUUCGACAAUGCCGGCGCCAUGAUGUCCGUGGACGACACGCUGAUGUGCUCGUUCCAAAUCCUCAAGCCAGCUGACAAGCGUAAAAAGUAAUAUCACACAACUGCAGCACCGCGAGCAGUCUUUUUCUAUCUAAAACAGAUCAAUAAGAAAUCCAAACAAGAUACAAAAGAAAAACACGACAAAAACAACCACAAACCCAACCACACAACCAGCCAGAAAUAAAAUCCUUUGAAACAACACAUCAAAUGAUGCAUGAAACCCGGGGCGAGUCGAAAUUCACCAGAAAAUCCACCAGCAAUUCGGAAUGGAAUAGCAGCGCCACGAUCAAAGGACAUCCCCUGCGACAUCCCUUCCAGCAGAUGACUGCAGUUUUCCCCUUCCACCCCACACCCAUUGAGAUUUAAAUCGCAAUUACAAACACAUUGACAAAUACCAUGAUUAAAGCCACAUAUUUAUUUGUAAUAGCCCCCGUA
Drosophila mauritiana is the source of this 1498-nucleotide messenger RNA. RefSeq names its product serine/threonine-protein phosphatase alpha-2 isoform (gene Pp1-87B). The transcript is spliced from 2 exons. Lineage: Eukaryota; Metazoa; Arthropoda; Insecta; Diptera; Drosophilidae. Gene Ontology annotation, cellular component: cytoplasm; nucleus. Gene Ontology annotation, molecular function: protein serine/threonine phosphatase activity. The record is from RefSeq and is a predicted model, not a curated record. The coding region runs from base 207 to 1115 and encodes 302 amino acids.